Porites lobata is the source of this 560-nucleotide messenger RNA. NCBI's taxonomy places the organism in Eukaryota, Metazoa, Cnidaria, Anthozoa, Scleractinia, Poritidae. The record is from the annotation of a GenBank genome assembly.
AUGCCGAAUAUAGAAGCAGCAGCUAACUUCCUGGACACACUUAACAAGGCACAUUCCUCCGUAAAAUUCACGAUGGAAACCAUAUGCAAUGGCAUGCUCCCAUUUCUGGGCAUCCAGUUACUGAAUCGAUCACCUCAAAUACAGAAAAAGGAGUACGUAAAACCCCUGAAUUCAAGUCUGCUUUUACACUAGCAGAGUCAUGUGGACAAUUGGUACAACCCCAAACAGGCUUUGCUGAGAACAAUGCUGGACUGAGCAUAUCAUUUAUCUUCUUGUUGCUCACAUUUCUCAGACGAAUGUAACUGAUUGAAGACAGCAUUCUCGCAUUUGAAGUACCCCAAACACCUCGUCAACUCUACCAUCAAAAGUUCAGUUGACUCAUAUGUUUGUGACCGGCAGCGACCUUUAUCACCAGCUAAAGAGACAGAAGACACGGUUUGAGUGGUUUUACCAUUUUAAGACCAAAUCACCACAGAUAUUGUGAAAGAACAACUCAAGGAAACACCACCGUCCAGCCUGUCUUUGCCAGCCGGAAAGUUAAACAUGAACUAAAUAAAUGA